This is a messenger RNA of Triticum urartu, 2167 nucleotides long. Its product is annotated as protein NRT1/ PTR FAMILY 4.3. Gene Ontology annotation, cellular component: membrane. Gene Ontology annotation, biological process: transmembrane transport. Gene Ontology annotation, molecular function: transmembrane transporter activity. The record is from RefSeq and is a predicted model, not a curated record. Lineage: Eukaryota; Viridiplantae; Streptophyta; Magnoliopsida; Poales; Poaceae.
GCCACUAGCUCAACGCCCCUUUCGGCAUUCGUUGAUUCACAACUCGCAAGAGAGAGCAGAGUCAUGGCCGUGCUGUGCUCCGCCGCCUAUAAAUAAUGCCCCGACCACCAACAUGGCAUUUACCUACGCAGCACAGCAGCAGCAGAGCAGAGCUUCGCCAUUCAGCUAGAGUGGUGCUACCUACCUAACCCGGUUGACCCCUAGAAAGCAUGGACGUUGAGAGCUCCGCGGCGCAUGAGGUCUCCGUCGACUGGCGGGGCCGCCCCUGCGAGCCGGGCCGGCACGGCGGCAUGCGCGCCGCCGUCUUCGUCCUAGGCAUCCAGGCGUUCGAGAUCAUGGCGAUCGCGGCGGUGGGGAACAACCUCAUCACGUACGUGUUCGGGGAGAUGCACUUCCCGCUGUCGGAGGCGGCCAACGUGGUGACCAACUUCGUGGGCACCAUCUUCCUCCUCUCCCUCCUCGGCGGCUUCCUCUCCGACUCCUACCUCGGCUGCUUCUGGACCAUGCUCACCUUCGGCUUCGUCGAGCUAUCGGGCUUCAUACUACUGUCAGUGCAAGCACACCUUCCGCAGCUGAAGCCGCCGCCGUGCAACAUGGCGUCCAUGGACGGCAGCUGCGAGCAGGCCAGGGGCUUCAAGUCCAGCAUCUUCUUCGUCGCGCUCUACCUGGUGGCGCUCGGCAGCGGCUGCCUCAAGCCCAACAUGAUCGCGCACGGCGGCGACCAGUUCUCCGGCUCCGACAAUGCCAAGAGUCUCUCCACCUACUUCAACUCCGCCUACUUCAGCUUCUGCCUCGGCGAGCUCGUCGCGCUCACAGCGCUCGUCUGGGUGCAGACGCACUCCGGGAUGGACGUCGGCUUCGGCAUCCCCGCCGCAGCCAUGGCCGCCGGCCUCAUCAGCCUGGUGUCCGGCGCGGCCUUCUACCGGAACAAACCUCCUCAGGGCAGCAUCUUCACUCCUAUUGCAAGGGUGUUCGUCGCCGCCUUCACCAAGAGGAAGCAAAUCUGCCCUACCAAUACUGGCAACGCCGGAGUUGGCGAGCCGGCACGCCUCGCCGGCAGCUUCCGCCACGGCAACAAAUUCAGGUUCUUGGACAAGGCGUGCGUCAGGGACGCGGCGCAGCAGCAGGGGGGCAACACGAAGCCGGAGAGCCCAUGGCGGCUGUGCACGGUGUCCGAGGUGCAGCAGGCCAAGACCCUCCUCGCCGUGACGCCCAUCUUCGCCUGCACCAUCGUGUUCAACACCGUGCUGGCGCAGCUGCAGACCUUCUCGGUGCAGCAGGGCAGCGCCAUGGACACCGUCCUCGGGGGCGCCUUCCGCGUCCCGCCGGCGUCGCUGCAGGCCAUCCCCUACGCCAUGCUCCUCCUGCUCGUCCCGGCGUACGAGCUCCUCCUCGUCCCGUUCAUGAAGAGGCUCACCGGGACGCGCUCCGGGAUCACCCCGCUGCAGCGCAUCGGGGUCGGCCUCGGCACCGUGGCCUUCUCCAUGGUCGCCGCCGCCACCGUCGAGCGCCGGCGCCGCGACCUGUCGGCGUCCGGGGGGCGGAUGUCCGUGCUGUGGAUCGUGCCGCAGUUCCUCGUGUUCGGGGUGUCGGAGAUGUUCACCGCCGUGGGGCUCAUCGAGUUCUUCUACAAGCAGGCCUGCGCCGGCAUGCAGUCCUUCCUCACCGCGCUCACCUACUGCUCCUACGCCUUCGGCUUCUACCUCAGCUCCGUGCUGGUGACCACGGUGAACAGGGUCACGGCGAGGCACGGCGGCGCCGGCGGCUGGCUCGGCGACAACGACCUCGACAAGGACAGGCUGGACCUCUUCUACUGGAUGCUCGCUGCGCUCAGCGUGCUCAACUUCUUCUGCUACCUGGUAUGUGCAAGGUGGUACAACUCUGGUGCCGAUGGCUCUGAUGCUGCCUCGGCUCAGAUUGCAGCAGAGGGUGAUGCCAAGGAGAUCAGCUGAACACCUACUACAUGGAGACUGAACCUGUAUAUGCGUAUAGAUAUAUGUAGAAAUGCAUGAAAAGUAGUGACGGGGAAAGAAGUGCUAGGUUAAGAAGAAGGUUUCCUUUGAUAAGGAAUAGAAAGUACAUUAGCAUGGCUAAGAAAGUACUUUAGCAUAUGUAUGCUAGUUCUACUACCACAAAGCAUAGUCUUCAGUAAAAACUUAUUUCAACA